Molecule: messenger RNA, 5058 nt
Organism: Trichoderma atroviride IMI 206040
Lineage: Eukaryota; Fungi; Ascomycota; Sordariomycetes; Hypocreales; Hypocreaceae
Biological process (GO): response to oxidative stress
Molecular function (GO): oxidoreductase activity, acting on paired donors, with incorporation or reduction of molecular oxygen; monooxygenase activity; iron ion binding
Source: RefSeq, a predicted model, not a curated record
CAAAGAAGACCAAGCCGGUCAAAAAUGGCGGCUUGAUGCAGCUGUACCGUGCCUCUCGUCGGCCUCUUCCCAAUGAGAUGGGAGAUGGCACAUACAAAAAUGUUGUCAACAGGCCGACUCUGAUGCAGGAUCUGAGCACAAUUACCUUUUCAGACCUAAAGACGCUCAAGGCGAUUAUCGUCUCGAAGCUAAAGGGCGAGACGCAAGCCGAUGACAAGACAAUGCUCAUGGAGAAGACCAUCAAAUUGGUAGCUGCGCUGCCCAAUGGCUCCAAGAGACAAGAGGUGCUCACCAACAUGUUCAUUGACGAGCUGUGGUAUUCCCUUGACCAUCCCCCGUUGUUGUAUAUGGGAGACGAGUUUCGUUUCCGCCAAGCUGACGGAUCCAACAAUAACCCUCUCAUGCCCAAGCUUGGCGCAGCCGGGACUCCUUACUCGCGCUCCGUCAGACCCGGAGUCGUGCCACUGGGAGCCCUACCGGAUCCUGAAGCUGUCUACGAAUCUGUCAUGGCCAGAGACAAGUUUAUCAAGAACCCUAACAACGUCUCGAGCAUCCUCUGGUACUGGGCUACUAUUAUCAUCCACGACUUAUUCUGGACCAACGAGAGAGAUGCCAACAUCAACGAUUCGUCGUCGUACCUCGACCUGGCUCCUCUGUACGGCCAUAGCCAAGAAUCCCAGAAUACUGUCCGCACAUUCAAGGAUGGUAUGCUGAAGCCGGAUGCUUUCGCCGACAAGAGGCUGCUUGGUAUGCCACCCGGUGUUUGCGUCCUUCUCGUCAUGUUCAACCGCUUCCACAACUACAUCGCCACCAACCUGGCUGCCAUCAACGAAGGCAACAGGUUUGCCAAGCCUCCCUCUAACCUUCAGGGAGAUGCCGCGGCUGCAGCUUGGAAGAAGUACGACGAAGAGCUCUUCCAGACUGCUCGUCUGGUGACUUCUGGUUUGUACAUCAACAUUACUCUUGUUGACUACGUGCGAAACAUUAUCAACCUGAACCGAGUUGAUGCCGAGUGGACUCUGGAUCCUCGCCAAGAGGCCGGCACAGACGUUGGCACUUCCAAGGGCUCAGAGCGAGGAGUUGGAAACAGCGUCUCUGCCGAGUUCAACAUCUGUUACCGCUGGCACUCUUGCAUCUCCGAAAUGGACGAAGAGUGGAUGCACAACUUCUAUGACGAGCUUCUGGGCGAAGACUUGGGCACCAUGGACAUGCGCAAGCUCAUGAUGGCCCUGCACAAGUACAUGAUGAGCAUUCCCAAGGAUCCUGCCGACUGCGUGUUUGGCGGAUACACUCGCGGCCCCGACGGACGUUUCGACGAUGACGAUCUCGUCGACUGCAUCUCCACAGCCAUUGAGCAGCCAGGAGGUUCAUUCGGCGCUCGCAACGUCCCUCGUAUCCUGAAGCCUAUUGAGAUGCUGGGCAUCAUCCGCGGCCGAAAGUGGAAUCUUGCGGGCUUGAACGAGUUCCGCAAGCACUUUGGUCUCAAGUCCUACGACACCUUUGAGGAGAUCAACUCUGAUCCCCAGGUUGCUGACGCUCUGCGCAACUUGUACCAGCAUCCUGAUUACGUUGAGCUCUACCCGGGUAUGGUUGCUGAGGAGGCCAAGACGCCCAUGGUGCCUGGUGUUGGCAUUGCUCCCACUUACACCAUUUCCCGAGUCGUCCUGUCUGAUGCUGUCUCGCUUGUGCGUGGCGACAGACAUUACACCACCGACUACAAUCCCAAGUACCUCACUCACUGGGGAUUCAAGGAAGUCGCCUAUGAUCUCAAGGUCAACCACGGCUGCGUCUUCUACAAGCUGUUCAUCCGGGCUUUCCCCAACCACUUCAAGCAGGAUUCCGUAUAUGCCCACUAUCCCAUGGUCAUCCCUCAGGAGAACCGCAAGAUCCUCACCAGCUUGAACCGCGUUCACCGCUUCAGCUUUGAGCGCCCAAGGGCUGCUGCUCCUCGCGUUGAAGUCACAUCCAUCGGCGGCUUCAAGCACGUCUUCUCCAACGCCGACAAGUACAAUGUUCAGUGGAAGGAAGGCCUCGAGAUCCUUACUGGUCGCAGCGGCCGGUACAUGCAGGCCAGCGACCGCAAGACGCUCGAGUCUCUCCUCUACAAGGACAAUUGGAGAAACGUCGUCAAGGCGUUUUAUGCAACGACCGCGGAGAAGCUCUUGGCAGAGAAGUCGUACACCAUCAUGGGCAAGAAGCAUAUCGACGUCGUUCGUGAUCUUGGCAACACGGCUCAUACCCACUAUGCUGCGCAGAUCUUCAACAUCCCUCUCAAGACGCAGGAGAACCCCAAGGGUGUCUUCUCCGAGCAAGAGCUGUAUGCUGCUUUGGCUGCCAUUUUCACCACAAUCUUCCUUGAUAUUGAUCCUGUUGAAUCUUUCCCUCUUCGCCAGAAGACCAAGGAGAUUGCCGAUGCGCUCGGCGCGUCAAUUGAGACGACGGUCAAGUACACCAAGUCCUUUGGUCUGCGUCUAUUCACCGGCAGUACCAAGAAUGACCCUCUGUCCACCGCAGGUGUCAAUGCCGUCAAAGGUCUGGCCAAGUCUGGCCUUAAUGCUCAUGAUAUUGCUUGGGGAUUGAUCAUCCCUACCGCUGCUGCUGCUGUGCCAUCUCAAGGCCGACUGUUUGCACAAGCUCUUGACUGGUAUCUCUCUACCGAGGGCGCUCCCUACGUCGAUGAUAUCCACGUCUUAGCCAACCAGGAGCCUAGCCCCGAGGUUGACUCCCUCCUCCUCGGUUUCGCAAUGGAGGGUGUCCGUAUGGCCGGUGCCUUCAGCCUGCACCAUGUCUCCACCGGCACCGAUACCAUCACUGAGGACGACGGACGCAGGGUCAAUGUCAACCAAGGCGACAAGGUCUUUGCCUCCUUUGUGUCUGGUGCCCGCGACCCUACCCAGUUCCCCAACCCUGAAACCAUCGACCCUCGUCGUCCUCUCGACUCUUACAUCCAGUUCGGCGCCGGCACUCACACUGCCGUAGGUAAAGAAGUCAGCCAGAUUGCACUGGUGGAGCUCUUCCGCGCCAUCUUCAAGAAGCAAGGCCUGAAGAAGGUCGCGGGACCGCAGGGUGAGUUGAAGAAGGUUGCCAGAGAGGGCGGUCUCAGCGAGUAUCUUACUGAGAACUGGGGCACUCUUUCGCCUUUCCCUCUUUCGAUGAAGGUUACUUGGGAUAAUUAGCAGAGGAGAGAGGAGAAAGGGAGAAAAAAGGGGGCUGGGUGUGAGGAAGCAGAGUAGGAUACCCGGGUAAGAUGCAGAGGAAUGAAGGUUGAAAGGUUUAGUGAAUAAUAAUGUUGGUUAAUACUGGAGGUUAAUACUAGAGGCGGAGCUAAUAUAGUCAAUGAUUUAAUAUAUACUUUUCUAUCUAUAAAAAGGCUUAACUGACUCUACGAUGUCUGUAAGGGACGUAAACGAGUUCCUUUUUUUACGGAGUUUAUAUCACUGAGAUAGAACUGACAUUAUUGCUCUCCCUCGGACAUCACGUCGGUGUUUCAACAAUCGAUAUAGCAAGGUUCAUACAUACGGUUAAGAUGGAACAUGUAAAAAGAAAAACGAAAAAAAAAAAAAAAAAAAAAAGAAUCCCCAAACAUCAACCAAGACAACAGAGAAAAAAACACUGGACGAACGGGGAAUCGAACCCCGGACCUUUCCCAUGCGAUGCCACAACUCAAAGGUUGCAAGAUGCUAAGGGAAAAUUAUACCACUAAACCAUCCGCCCAUGCUAUUCGUUGUCAAGCAUUUCCAAAAGAAUCUCUAUCAAAGAGACCAGCUACGACUUCAUUUUCAAAAUCCAAAGCAAUUUUAUUCUCUAUCCCCUUCUUUCUCUCCCAAAUAUUUCACCAUAAUUGACACACAUUUUGAUAUCACCAAUAAAGAAAAAAAGGAAAAAGAACAAAGGAGACCCUCAAAAGCAUGAAGAUGCAGGUAAAUAAACAACCGAAUCUACUUAAGAAAAAAAAAAGGUUAAAUAGCUGUCUGUCUGUCUGUAUGUAUGUUGAGAAUGCGGUCAAUGGUAUCAUCCACGUCUUGUAAUAAAAAAGAAAAAAGUUCAAUAUUAGCACACUUUGCACAACAACCCGGCGCGGACAAAAAAAAUAGCUUCCCCUUCUGUCUUUCACUUUGUCUCUUUCUUUCUUGUUUUUUUCCUCUCCUCUUUUUAUAACCUACAACAACAAAUGAUUUGUACUCCACGCCUAUCUCUGUUUCGUCUCCGCUCCCAAGUCACGCAUGCGACAGACCAAAAAGAAAAAGAAAUGAAAAGGGAAGAAAAAGGAGAAAGGGGACAGGUCGGGAGGAGAAGAGAGUGAAUAUGAUGUUUCCUCUGAGGACAAAAGAAAAGAAAAAAGAAAUGAACCCAACCAGAUGAACAGGAAAGUGUGGCCAAAGUGGAACAAUCAAUCAAAAACACGCGUGCUCUCGAAUGAGAAAGGGAAAAUGUAAGAACAAAAAGAAAAGGAAAAGAAACGCAAAGUGCUGAUUAUGUUGCAAAACAGUGUUUAAAAAUCAUAGAGCCCAACAAUUCCGCCCGACCGUUUCCUUGUCCUUCAUGCGGAAUCAUCAGAGAAAAAAAAUAAGGGGUUGUCAAAGUUUGGACCCUUUUGUGUAUAGUUAACAUCGCUGAUUUUAUGCGCCAUGCCGUGCUUUGUCGUAAUACCAAUCAAUUUUCAAUCCACCAGCGCAAGGAUAGAGUCUUGUAGUUGUUGUAGUCCGCCUACAUGACCAUUCUAAUUCCACCUUCUUGGGCGUUCUCCUUCUUGGGGAGUGGUGGUAAAACCUUGUUGAGACUUCCUCGGCUGACCGGUCGGGCUACUUUGAGCGAAUUGUCUCUGCUCACAGUUCCAUUGCUGUUGUCACCAUAACCACUGUCCGAGCUAUCGGGCUUAAGGAAGGUUUGUUCGUGGGCAGGCGGUGUUGGUGGAGGCGCCCGGCUCGGCUCCGGCGUGUCAUUCCAAGAUGUCGAAUGAAUCCACCGUUCCGUUUCGUCUUUGCUGCUUUCUCCAGCUUCUUCUACCACGGGUAAAAUAGCCUCGUGCUGUGAAUCUCUCGCGCCUGGCGCCGUCGC